Entrophospora sp. SA101 is the source of this 699-nucleotide messenger RNA. The record is from the annotation of a GenBank genome assembly. NCBI's taxonomy places the organism in Eukaryota, Fungi, Glomeromycota, Glomeromycetes, Entrophosporales, Entrophosporaceae.
AUGGAAGAAAAGCAACGCCGAGACAUGGCUGACUUGGAAAGACAAAAUCAAGAGCGGGAAAGACAAAUAAGGGACGCCCACGAACGAGAAGCGAGAAGUAUCCGGGAAGCAGGCGAACAACAAAUGCGAGCCAUCCAAGCCCAAGUUCAGCAAAGCCAGCAGGAAACCGAAAGAUUGCGCCGUGAAUUAUCUGAAAAAAAUAAUUCUUCUAGUUCUGAAAUAGCGGCUUUAAUGGCACAAAUUCAAUUAGAAGGUCAAAAACAAGCAGAAGCAAGAGAGCAACAAAGACAAGAUUACGAAGCCCAAGAAAAGCGCAUAGAGGCAGAUAAAGAAAUAAAUGUAUUGCGUCUCCAAGCUGAGGAAGCAGCAAGGCAAAAAGAACAAGAGAGAAAAGAGCAGCGUCGUAGAGAGAAAGAUGAGCAAGAAGCAAGACGUCAAGAGUUGGAAGAGCGAAAGUUGGAACAAGCAAGGAAACAGCAAGAAUUAGCUGAGAAAGUUUAUGACCUUGAGACAGAGAUUGGAAUUGACAGGCUGGUCUUCCAAGACCAAAGAAAAGAAAAAAUCGCUGCGGCUAAAUCGGCAGGAAUAACCGAAGAACUUGAAGAAGCAGAAGCGAAUUUAAUAAUAACUGUUGCUGAGGAGGUGCUCCAUAAGUUUGCCAAAGAGGCAAAAGAAGAAGAUAUUCCUCCUGAACAUUGA